Molecule: messenger RNA, 1792 nt
Organism: Triticum aestivum (bread wheat)
Lineage: Eukaryota; Viridiplantae; Streptophyta; Magnoliopsida; Poales; Poaceae
Product: ankyrin repeat and SOCS box protein 5
Exons: 11
Coding region: 165-1502 (445 amino acids)
Molecular function (GO): protein binding
Source: RefSeq, a predicted model, not a curated record
UAAGCGUACGCGCAGCAUUUCCACCGGAGAUUGACACGCCGCCUCCCUCCACUGCCCGCCCCGGUCGUCUCGUCUUCCCGCCUGCGCCUCCGCCUGCCGCUCCUCAGCGUUUCAAGCCAAAUCCCCACUUCGAAACCCCAGGCUCAUCGCCGCCGCCGGCCCCCAUGGCGCCGCCCCGCCCCCGCGCCGCCCCGUCCAAGCGCAGAGCCGCCCCUCCAAACCCGACGGCCGACGACGAGUUCAAUCUGGAUCUGCUCCGCGCGGCCAGCGAGGGCGACCUCCGCCUCUUAAAGAUGCUGGUGUGGGCGCUGGACGAGAGCACAAGGGAUCCCAGGGAGGUGGUGGGGGCGGCCAAGCACAAAGGCGUCGGGGCGCUGCACAUCGCCGCCAGAAAUGGGAGGCUACCCGUGUGCAGGUACCUGGUGGAGGAGCUAGGGGUGGAUGUGGACGCCGUCGAUAACGAAGAUCUAACACCUCCGUUCUGGGCAAUGCAUGGUGGAAGGAUGGAUACUAUGAGUUAUCUUCUUGAUCAUGGGGCCAAUCCACACAAAGUUGAUGACCAAGGGUUCAACCCACUUCAUCGUGCUGCUCGAAGAGGAGACCCUGAAAUGGUGGAACUCUUGCUUGCAAAAGGAGUUUCUGUUGACCCAGUAUCUGCUAGCGGGACACCAUUGCAUAUCGCUGCCUACAAUGGGCAUGAUGAAGCUAUGAAAAUUUUGUUGAAACACGACGCGGAUUGUAACAAGAUAGUACCUGGUGCUGAAACCCCUCUUCUUGUUGCAAUAGCGGGUUCCUCAGUGAAAUGUGUCAAGCUCCUGGUCGAGGCUGGUGCAGAUGUCAAUGACGGUCUUAUAACCCCUUUAGUUGCUGCUGGUGCAGAAAAAGGCUCAACUGCAUGCUUGAAAUACUUACUGGAAGCUGGUGCCAACCCUAAUGUUCCUGACAAUUUUGGUAGGAUGCCAAUAGAAAUUGCUGCACUGGAUGGUUCAAGGGAAGACGUUGAGAUCUUAUUUCCUGUGACUUAUUGUAUUCCAACUGUGCAUGAUUGGAGCAUCGACGGAAUAAUACACCAUGCAAAGUCAGCAUCUAUGAAGCAGGGUGAUCAUUCAAAUGUAAGAAGAAUGGCAGAGUUGAAGUCACUUGCGGUUAAUUCUCUCAAGAGAAACGAUUAUUUUUCUGCGGCAACACUGUACAGUGUGGCAAUGAAGCAUGACCGUCAUGACGCUACCUUGUUAUCGAACAGAAGCCUUUGCUUUCUCCGCAUGGGCAACGGGCACAAGGCUUUGCGGGAUGCUCUUGCGUGCAGUGAAAUGCGGCCUGGCUGGCCAAAGGGCUGGUACCGGCUGGGGGCAGCGCUCAUGUUAUUGAAGGAUUACGAGAGUGCAUGCAAUGCUUUUCUGGAGGCAGCCAAGUUGGACCCGUGGAGUCCUGACAUUGAGGCUGUGUUGCGGGAGGCUAUGAAUUCCUUGAAGACAUCCCGUGGCGCAACAAUGGCUACUUGAAUAGUAUGGAAUCGCCCUUGUUGUUUCAUCAAUAUAUUAACUCGGUGAACCAGGAUGCGGACCGAAGUAGCGCUACGGAUCGAUGGAAGGCUGGGGCACUUUUGUAAUUUCCAUAUACUCUGCCUCUGCUCUUGUGUUUCCUACUCCGUCGUAGUGCCAAAAAAGGUCUUACAUUUUGAGACACAGGGAGUAUUCCUUUCACUCUGAUGAAGGCGAGUAGUAGGAGAGCCAGUGGCAGGAGUGGAUGUGUACACGUUUCAGUGUCAAAUUUGCAAUUAGACUUUCCUCCA